Brugia malayi is the source of this 1152-nucleotide messenger RNA. RefSeq lists its product as uncharacterized. The record is from RefSeq and is a predicted model, not a curated record. Bases 1 to 1152 code for a protein of 383 amino acids. The transcript is spliced from 6 exons. Lineage: Eukaryota; Metazoa; Nematoda; Chromadorea; Rhabditida; Onchocercidae.
AUGUCAGCUGAAGGGUUUUGGUUAUUCGACGGUUUGGAAGAGGAGCCAUAUGGUCUUUUACCGCUUGUUAAUUUAUCUGGAAAGGGCGGACCGACAUCCACGAAAUUUGUCGAAAGAAUCGGCUCAUAUCAAUGGUAUUUGAAUGACGAAACACCUACCAUCGUUAUGCCCGGCAUGCCUCUAGAAUCUUUCUUCUGGGCUGGUGGCAAACUACAACAAGAUCACGGUGUAGUUAUAUACGACGUCAAUCACUUAAAAAUUCCAACAGGUUCGUUAGACACAGCAAUAUUAACUGCACAUCACAUGACAUCAAAGGCAGAAAAACCAAUUAAUUUCAACGAAUACAAUUUUAUCACCGAUGCUGUAAAUUUGCAAAAACUAUUUGCAUUUGCACAGGAAGCUGGUGACGGAUUGUUUCGAAUUGAUGUAGAGCGGAUAGGGAAAACCGUUUUAUUGACGAGAAUGGAAGCGUCAGAUCUCAUGGAAAUUGGUCAUGUAACAUUUGAUCAAGCAUUGAAACGAAAAAUGACGAAGGCGAGGUCAAAAUUCACUACUGGUCCAUUUUUCCAGCUUGUUUCUUAUCAUUUUGGCAAGUUCAAACUACUGGUGCGAUUCGAAGUUGACUGCGCUGAUUAUGCUAGUGUGGAAAUGCAAAAUGACAAUCAUCUGGAAAAAGAAGGCGAAUUGGAACCAAAAAAGAAGAGAUUUAAUGAAAAUAAUGCAAUUUCAUACAUGGAAUAUGGUGAAGUGCCACGAAAUAUCGCGUUGCAACUUCUAACAACCUAUCCACAAGGUGCUGGAUUUCCAUUCUUUACCUGGGCACAAAUGUUUUUCACCGCUGCAGAUCAGGAGAUCGUUGGCUGGUUCAAAGGAAAUGGCGAUUUUGGAAAACCAGCUAUGAAUGCUCUGUCGGACAUUUCUAAACUAAUCAAGCCUCUGCCCUAUGUGGUGCUAUCAAAAGUUCACGAUUGCCUAGAUAAAAUUGCGAAGUUUUUGAUAAAAAAUGAUCCUGAAUUCAAAUGUUCUUUGAUAUGGAAAGGUAAAAAUCACCUAGAAAUUUUUGCUAAAACGAGUACCACUGGGGCUGUUUCACCUGGAGUAAAAGAACUGCUGAAAACGCAGUGCAAGGAACCAGAUGAAUUGGAAGAAUGA